Molecule: messenger RNA, 1843 nt
Organism: Lynx canadensis (Canada lynx)
Lineage: Eukaryota; Metazoa; Chordata; Mammalia; Carnivora; Felidae
Gene: RABL2B
Product: RAB, member of RAS oncogene family like 2B
Exons: 9
Coding region: 266-916 (216 amino acids)
Cellular component (GO): Golgi apparatus; endosome
Molecular function (GO): GTP binding; GTPase activity
Source: RefSeq, a predicted model, not a curated record
UCGGGAUGCAUAACCGGCGGGCGCGGACUGGGGAAUGGUUGGCCACAGGCGGGCCAGCCUGCGGAGUCCGUGGUCUUAUUUGUUUCCCCCCAGCAGGCUCAGCGUUGGGACCCACCAUCCCUAGGCCCUAGGCAGGAGAAGGACGCGUCGUUGGGUGCACGCAGCGAUCUGGGGGCGAGGGCAGUCCAGCCUGACAGGGAAGACAGUGACAAGACCCCCUACACACACACCUACCCCAGGCUGAACAGCCAGGAGCCGGGAGCCAAUGGCCAGCGACAGAGCCAAACCCUGUGAGCUCGACCAAGAGAAAUAUGAUGCUGAUGACAACGUGAAGAUCAUCUGCCUAGGAGACAGCGCUGUGGGCAAAUCCAAACUUAUGGAGAGGUUUCUCAUGGAUGGAUUUCAGCCGCAACAGCUGUCCACGUAUGCCCUGACCCUGUACAAGCACACGGCCACGGUGGACGGCAAGACUGUCCUUGUGGACUUUUGGGACACAGCCGGCCAGGAGCGGUUCCAGAGCAUGCAUGCCUCCUACUACCACAAGGCCCACGCCUGCAUCAUGGUGUUCGAUGUGCAGAGGAAAGUCACCUACAAGAACCUGAGCACCUGGUACACAGAGCUUCGGGAGUUCAGGCCAGAGAUCCCGUGCAUCGUGGUGGCCAAUAAAAUUGAUGCAGACAUAAAGAUGACCCAAAAGAGCUUCAAUUUUGCCAGGAAGUUCUCCCUUCCCCUGUACUUUGUCUCAGCUGCUGAUGGUACCAAUGUUGUGAAGCUCUUCAAUGAUGCAAUUCGAUUAGCUGUGUCGUACAAACACAACUCCCGGGACUUCAUGGACGAGGUUUUGCAGGAGCUUGAGAACUUUGAUUUGGAGCAAGGAAGAAGAUGUGCCAGACCAAGUGCAGCGUGGCAGUCUUGAGAGCCUCUCCCCUUCCUGAGAGAAGGAAGCCUCUCUUCAUGGACUUGGGGGGUGGGGGUUCUUUCAGAAUACCCUCCCCUCAACAACCCUCCAGCUCUGAAUUGAAAAACUCUUGCAGGCCAUCCCCCUCUCUACCUCCUGCAAGCCCACCCAUCCCCCCCGCCCCCCUCCAUGGCCCAUGAUACCUGACCUUUCCACAGUUGCCACCCCCACCCCCGUACUCAGGGACAGGGAUGGGGUCUGCACAAGCAAGCGCCCUCGACAGGUAUGAGAAGUCCAAGCAGAGCGUCCAGCAGAGUUAGAGAUCAGUACCCGAAGCCUCCCUAUGUUGUGUGGGGGCAGUGAAGAGCUUCAGGGAACAUGCUUUGUGUAUCUCUCAAACAAAAGGAAAUUGAGGUGUGUUUUCUCUCCCAGAACUGACCUCAGGGCCUAUUCAUUGCCUUUCCACCAAGGGAAUUAUUUCGAAUCCCUUACCAUCCCAUUCCCACCUCUACAGAUUUGGGGGGGGGGGGUGCUCCCUUCUUUUUCCUCUUUAGUCUCCCAAACAACUUUUUUUAGAAAUGGUUUUGAGCAGACAGCUGUUCAUCCCACAUGUUUCUCAGGGUACCUGGGUACUGCCAGCACACUGGUAAACCGAGGUCUAGAUCACAGGACAGGUUGGCCAUUAAAGUUAGGGAAACAGGUGACAUGUCUAACGACACUUAAUACCAUGGCUCACCUAUUUGGAUUAGAAGAGCUUCCCGUAGCCGCCCCCCCCCCUUGUUUUUUGAGACUAUUUGGGCACUGCUUUGUGGGGCAGGGAGAAGGGCUGCCCUACUGCCUUUCCCACUUCUCUCCUGGACUUGGGGCUCACUGGUGUGUGUAUGAUCAUCCUGUGCAUUGUUUCCAUUGCUUUCAUUUUUAUAGUAAAGCUUGACUUAACACAAA